AUGUAUCCCAACUACACUUCCAGUGCGGAGUCACGGAGCGAGCCGUUGAGAGAGAGGGACACAUUAGGGACACACAGAGUAGCGCUGGCCGCUGCCUUUGGGAGACUUGAAAUUGGAAAGAGCGAAGUCUCCAGGCGAACUCCCAGCCGGGAUGGGGAGCCGUCGAACGCCUACGUCUGGAAUCAAUUGAUUGAUCGCGAGAAGGCUCGCAUCGAUCGUAACUUCUCAGAAGCAGACAGAAUCCGCGAUGAUCUUCGUGACCGAGGCAUUGAGAUUUACGACCGUGAGCGCCGAUGGGAGGCGAAGGAUGGACGUGUAGGACAGCGCCCAAAUCAUGACGACAAGAAGCGCGACGACGACUGA
Molecule: messenger RNA, 363 nt
Organism: Symbiodinium natans
Lineage: Eukaryota; Dinophyceae; Suessiales; Symbiodiniaceae
Source: the annotation of a GenBank genome assembly